AUGUCCGCCGCUACCACCCGCGCCCAGGGCCUCAUCCAGGACAACGCCGUUGUCGUCUUCUCCAAGUCCUACUGCCCAUACUGCCACUCAUCCAAGAAGCUCCUGAAGGAUCUGAAUGCCAAGUUCACUGUUUUCGAGCUUGACCAGGAAGAGGGUGGAUCUGCUAUCCAGGACGCUCUCGCUGAGAUCUCCGGCCAGCGCACCGUGCCCAACAUCUUCAUCAGCCAGAAGCACAUCGGUGGUAACUCUGACCUCCAGGCUAAGUCUGAGGAUGACCUGAAGGAGCUUCUCAAGGCCGCUGGUGCGCUCUAA
Penicillium brevicompactum is the source of this 312-nucleotide messenger RNA. Its product is annotated as glutaredoxin. The coding region runs from base 1 to 312 and encodes 103 amino acids. Gene Ontology annotation, molecular function: glutathione disulfide oxidoreductase activity. The transcript is spliced from 2 exons. Gene Ontology annotation, cellular component: cytoplasm; nucleus. Lineage: Eukaryota; Fungi; Ascomycota; Eurotiomycetes; Eurotiales; Aspergillaceae. Gene Ontology annotation, biological process: cellular response to oxidative stress. The record is from RefSeq and is a predicted model, not a curated record.